AUGCCGACCGCCGGCCUCAAGACCAUCAUCGCUCUCUCCUUCGUCCUAGCCGUCGGAUUCCUCCUCGUCAUCCUCUCGUGCGCCCUCUGGAAGGUCUACUACCCUCUCUUCGUCGUCGCCACCUAUGUCAUCGCUCCCAUCCCCAACUGGAUCUGCGGUCACUGCGCCAACCCGGACGACUUUGUCGAGAGCUCCGGCGCCGCUGUUCAAGAUCUCGGACGCUUCUUCACGGGUUUCUUUGUAGUCAUGGGAAUUGCCCUACCCGUUGUCCUCGCGCACUCUGGCCUCAUCGAGAUUCAGGCCAUGAUCAUGUCCGUAGUCGGAGGUCUACUCAUCUACGGCACCAUCAUCAGCUUCGGCAUGUUCUUCCACGAGGAGCAAGACUUCUAG
This is a messenger RNA of Fusarium keratoplasticum, 390 nucleotides long. RefSeq lists its product as uncharacterized. The record is from RefSeq and is a predicted model, not a curated record. Gene Ontology annotation, biological process: late endosome to vacuole transport via multivesicular body sorting pathway. Lineage: Eukaryota; Fungi; Ascomycota; Sordariomycetes; Hypocreales; Nectriaceae. The coding region runs from base 1 to 390 and encodes 129 amino acids. Gene Ontology annotation, cellular component: endosome; Vps55/Vps68 complex. The transcript has 2 exons.